GUAAAAAAAAGCCUACGUGUUCCGGGGAGUUUAUAACGUCUCACUAAUGUUCACUUAUAGUAAGUGUUAGGAGUCAUUCAGGUCGGGGCCUUACAUCAGGGGUUUAAUCCGGUUUUGGUGAAGAUGGAACGUGCUCGGACGUCUGUUACUAAUUUUUUUGGCAGGGUCCCUCUGUCAUACACACGUUUCAGCCUGACUCAGCAGAUGGAUGGUGAUGCCAGUCAGGUAGAAAUGAAGCUAGCCGCUGAUGAAGAGGAAUGUGGAGAGCAAACCGUUGGAGGUCAUGUUGUGAAACACAGAAAAGGGAACAAUUAUAAAAGCCUAUGCUUUAGAAUCCUUGCAAUUACACUCCUAAUUUUGAUUGGUUUUCUUGUGGGCUACUUGUGUCGCAGAGGAAGAGAGGUGCCAUCGCAACCAGAAAUCAAAACAAAUGGGGAGACAGCUUCUGAAUCUCUUACUAAUGCUCAAGAAGAUAGUGAAACUGAACCAGAAAAGCCCAGUAUACUUUACUGGGGAGACCUGCAGCCCAUGCUGUCUCAGCAGAUAGGCAAUCUGUUCUUUGAGGAUAGCAUCAGGAGAUUCUCUGGUGAUUCCCAUGAAGCUGGAUCUUUUAAUGAUGAGAACAAUGCCUUAUUUAUCCAUGAGGAGUUUAGUAAAAUGUCUUUGGAUAAAGUGUGGGAUGAUGAGCAUUAUGUCACAUUACAAAGUGCUGGAAGUUCCCCUAAUAAAGUUACUAUCGUAAAAUCUGAUGGUACAGAAGAGGUCAUAAAUCCACCUGCUUAUGUGGCCUACAGCCCUUCAAAUUAUGUUACAGGAAGUCUUGUGUACUGCCAGUAUGGCCGCAAUGAAGACUUCAAAAAUUUACAAAAGGAAAACAUUGAUGUUGCUGGCCGCAUUGUUCUAGUACGUUCAGGAAUCAUCAGCAUUUCUGAAAAGGUUGCGAAUGCUGAGCGCUCUAAAGCUAUUGGAGUGCUGAUAUACCCUGAUCCGUUGGACUUCUCGUUCCCUUCAGAGCAAGAAACUAUACUUUCAGCCUUUGGGCAUGCUCAUUUUGGAACUGGUGAUCCAUACACACCUGGCUUUCCAUCUUUUAACAACACACAGUUUCCUCCCAGCAAAUCCUCUGGAUUACCACAAAUCCCAGUUCAAACUAUAUCUAGUGAGACUGGCAAGAAACUGCUUGAGAGAGAUGUAAAAACCAUAAAAUUGGAGGUGACCAAUGUUAUGCAUCAGAAGAAGCUUUUGAAUAUUUUUGGUGUUAUCAAGGGAUUUGAUGAACCAGAUCGCUAUGUUGUAGUUGGUGCACAGAGGGAUGCUUGGGGACCUGGUGCAGUCAAAUCUGCUGUAGGAACAUCCAUACUUCUUGAACUUGCUCGUGCAUUAUCAAGAAUGGUUGCAUCCGGUAACUGUCAUUCUCUAAAGCUCAAGAGUUCUGUCUUCUGUUUGUCUAAAUUGUAAUACAGCUUGUUUUUCCAUAGAUCCUGUCACCUCCACAGUGAACAUCCUUUAUAAAUAGAUAUUAGAUUAAAAAAAAAAUUAAAGGUCAG
This is a messenger RNA of Bombina bombina (fire-bellied toad), 1547 nucleotides long. RefSeq names its product transferrin receptor protein 1. The transcript has 11 exons. Gene Ontology annotation, cellular component: external side of plasma membrane. The coding region runs from base 124 to 1458 and encodes 444 amino acids. Gene Ontology annotation, biological process: intracellular iron ion homeostasis; iron ion transport. The record is from RefSeq and is a predicted model, not a curated record. NCBI's taxonomy places the organism in Eukaryota, Metazoa, Chordata, Amphibia, Anura, Bombinatoridae.